AUGAAAAAGAUUCAACGUAGAAGGCUGUACAAUUACGUUCGAAGUUUUCUGCAGAGCAGGACCUUUUCUAUAAAAAUAGGCUCAUUCACCAGUGAGCCAUAUUCAAACAAAAUCGGAGUUCCGCAAGGGGCUGUUAUCUCCCCAACGCUGUUCAACAUAACAAUGCGUCCACUUGCCUACCUUUUAAGUGAAGUCCAGUCCAUCUCGGCGGGAAUCUAUGCAGACGAUGUUACAAUAUGGUCUAACGCGCGAGAACCUCUACCCAACAACAGCAACUCCAAAAAAGCAAUAGAUGUUAUCACCAAUUUCCUUGACAGACAAGGUCUCCAGGUUUCACCAGAAAAGACCGAGUUUGUAGUGGUUCUCAAACCCACAAACCAUAGAAAGCAGCAAUUCAUUCGAGAUAAAAUCCAACUUGCUGUUCGAAACACGAGCAUACAACGCAAAGAGCACAUUAAGAUUCUAGGUAUAAUAUACCAACAAAAUGCAAGGUCUACCCAAUGGGUAGAAAAAUCUCUGCACACGGCGAAACAGACAAUAAGAGUGCUGCGAAAGCUGACAAGCAGUGCCUCGGGCCUAUCCGAAGGUCAAAUUAAAAGGCUCGCACAGGCGCUGGUCCACUCAAGGUUCCUAUACGGGCUACCCUUCCUGCCAAUGACGCCGACCCAGCUUGACAGAAUUGAAUGCAUCAACAAAACAUGCAUUCGUAUCGCCACAGGGCUACCGAAGUACGCCAAGCUCGAAGACCUGUACGGAACAGGUCUACUUCUUCCAAUAGGCGACUACGUUGAGCCAGCACUGCAAGCCCAAAAUGAGCGCCUCAAGCUAAGCCGUGCGGGGAGAGCCAUCAGAAGCGAACUAGGACUAAGCAACGAAGACCUACCUCAAAUUCUACCCACCAUUCCACCAUGGGAAGAUAUUACCGUGACAGACAAUCGGCCGCUUCCGAAACAUAUGAACCAAGCCUCGGACACACAGAGAAGGGAUUACUACGCUCAGCGGCACAUUGAGUACCUAAAAACUAUAUCUGACGAAGAAGAAAUCAUUUACACGGAUGCCUCGUGCACUCUAGAAGGGUCCAACACUGGGGCAUUUUUGAACCUGAGAACAGGGGAAGCAUCCUCAUUCUCUAUUACACAUUCUUGCUUGCUACCCGAAGCAGCCGAAGGGCACGCUAUUUCGGAAGCUCUAGCCCACUACACUCAAACAGAAUCAUCGCCAAAAGCUAUUCACAUCUUCACCGACUCUCAGCAAGUGAUUCGAACGCUCCAAACUCGAAGUAAGCUACCAGAAUACGCCAGGCACAUCCUCAACUAUGCCGCCCAACUUCAAGAACGAUCCAUCCGGGUAAGGAUUCAUUGGAUUCCUGGACACACCAAUAUACCGGGGAACGAGCUAGUUCAUCACCGAGCCUUGCAGCAUCAAAGCAAGGAACAACUCGGGGAUGCCAGCUCGGAGCAGACCGCAACGUUAAUCCAAGGCGACACCCAUGACGCCAACUACCGAGCAAAAGUCCACCGCCGACGAAAGUUAAGGGCUAAAUUAGAAGAAGCUACAAAACACGACGCCCCGCCACCAAGAUCCACCCGCCCCUACGAGGUCAUACUCAGAAGACUACAAACACGAAGCUUCACAACAAUCCCAGUGCUACACAAGAUGUACCCGACUAAAUACCCUGACCCCAACUGCGACUACUGCCAAGCCCCAGCAACCACGGAGCAUAUCCUCUGGGAAUGCCCAAUUCACGAAUCAAGCCGAGCUGCUUUCAUAAAAAGAGCCCAACGUACGCUGCCCCACCUACAGCAAGACAUGGAGGAAACCACCCACUGGAUACUCGAAGAUCCACUCAUCAGAGCCAGGCUAAAUAUAUGGUGCAAUGACUUGCGCAAGACGGCCAUCCCCUGCCCAGCAAUAACAAGCACAACAAGCUCACCAGUUUGAGAAAAUCACCUUUUUAUCUUUUUUUUC
Molecule: messenger RNA, 1968 nt
Organism: Rhipicephalus sanguineus (brown dog tick)
Lineage: Eukaryota; Metazoa; Arthropoda; Arachnida; Ixodida; Ixodidae
Molecular function (GO): RNA-DNA hybrid ribonuclease activity; nucleic acid binding
Source: RefSeq, a predicted model, not a curated record